GUAAAUUAUCGCGAUAAUUGGAAAUCUGUUUUUAAUUGAGAAUUUCGAGGUUUUUAUCUUCAUGAAACGUUAACGAAUUUUAAAAAUGUUUAAUAAUGUGACUUAUAGCUAGAAGUUUAUGUUCGUAGUAAGUGGCCAAGAAAGACAGUUUUUUCAUGGUGCAAGUUCAUGUUUUAAAAUGUUAUUUUUAUCUGGAAGAGUAAGCAUGGUGGCUGUGAUAGCCAUAGUUUUGUAUUUUGCCCUUGCUGCAAGCGGCAAGGAUCCAAAUAUAGAAGAAGAAGAAGCAGCUGGUUAUAAUUUUAUAAGAGCAACUAAUAAAAAAAGUGAGGAAAAUCUGAAUAAAGCAACGAUAGCCGACUGGAAUUAUGCUUCUAACAUUACGGAUAUUAAUCUUGAAAUUAGUUUGAACGUGUCUGCGGAAGUCGCCCAACAAGAUAAAGAAACCUGGGAGCAAGUGAAGCAGUUCGAUUGGAAACGCUUCUCGUGUGCCAACCUGAAAAGACAAUUUAAGUUCUACUCAGUUAUUGGAAACGCAGCCUUACCAGAAGCAGAAUUCAAGGCUUUGAAGAAACAUAUUAGUGACAUGGAAUCUGUGUACGCCAAAGCAAAAAUUUGUGACUAUAAUAACAAAACCAACUGUGAUCUAGCUUUAGAACCUGAAUUGACAGCUAUUUUGGCAAAUUCAAGAGAUGAAAAGGAACUAAAACACGUGUGGGUAGAAUGGAGAAAGGCCCUUAGCAAGUGCAAAGCAGAUUAUAUUCCCUACGUCACCCUAUCUAACCAGGCAGCUAAAUUAAACAAUUUUAGUGAUAAUUCAGAACUAUGGCUCUUAAACUACGAGGACGAUACUUUUAAAGACCAAGUGCAGACUUUAUGGGAGCAAGUGAAGCCCUUAUACCUAGAACUUCACGCAUAUGUGAGAUUCAAGCUAAGAGAAAAGUAUGGAGAUGUUGUACCAGAGAAGGGACCAAUUCCUGCUCAUUUGCUAGGAAAUAUGUGGGCGCAAACAUGGAACAAUAUUGCAAGUUUUACCUUGCCAUAUCCAGAUGUUGUGGAUUAUGAUAUCACUGCAGAAAUGUUAAAACAGAACUUCACAGCAACGAAGAUAUUUGAAGUGGCCGAAAGCUUUUUCAAGUCCAUCAAUUUGACAGCUAUGCCCGAUCUUUUCUGGCAGAGAUCGAUCUUGGAGAAGCCAAAGGACAGAGAAAUCGUUUGUCAUGCUUCAGCUUGGGACUUUUACGAUGGAAAGGACUUCAGGAUCAAAAUGUGUACUGACGUUAAUUAUGAAGAUAUGAACACCGCUCAUCAUGAAAUGGGACACAUAGAGUACUUCUUACAGUACCGCAAUCAACCCACUCCAUACCGGAAUGGAGCCAAUGAUGGAUUCCACGAAGCUGUUGGAGAUCUAAUUUCUUUAUCCUUCAGUUCUACCAAACAUUUGCGGAAGAUUGGACUAAUAACCUCCAAAACUGAUAAUAAUGAACAGCUCCUCAACAACUUGUACAAGAUUGGUUUAGAAAAAAUCGCAUUUUUGCCAUUCGGAUACUUGAUCGACUUGUGGCGAUGGGAUAUCUUUGCAGGAAAAACCACCCCUGAAAACUACAAUUGCAAGUGGUGGGAACUAAGAGAAAAGUAUCAAGGUCUUGAACCACCAGUAGAUCGAUCUGAAGAAGAUUUUGAUCCAGCUGCGAAGUACCACGUAGUUGCAGAUGUUCCGUAUCUCAGGUAUUUCAUAAGCUUCGUCAUUCAGUUCCAGUUCCAUAAAGCUGUGUGCGAAAAAGCAGGAGAAUAUGAGCCCAAUAAUCCUAAAAAACCCUUACAUGAAUGUGAUAUUUAUCAGAAUACUGAUGCUGGUAAUGCUCUUAAGAAAAUGCUCCAAAUGGGUGCUGCUAAACCGUGGCCUGAUGCAAUGGAAGCUUUGACAGGUCAAAGAACCAUGGAUGCUAGUGGACUUUUGGAAUAUUUUAAACCUCUUCACACAUGGUUAAAGCAAGAGAAUACUAAGAAUGGAGUUCAAGUUGGUUGGGAAAAGAGCAAAAGAGUAUGUGUAAGGACCAGACAGGAGUUAGAAUCGAAAGAUAAGGCUAAGGAAUCCACAGAAUAAUUAGGGAAAUUUCAGGAAGGGUUAAAUAAAUAUGUAUUAUAUGAUAUUAAAUGAAUAUUUUUAUUUAA
Molecule: messenger RNA, 2172 nt
Organism: Diabrotica balteata
Lineage: Eukaryota; Metazoa; Arthropoda; Insecta; Coleoptera; Chrysomelidae
Source: the annotation of a GenBank genome assembly